Molecule: messenger RNA, 834 nt
Organism: Miniopterus natalensis
Lineage: Eukaryota; Metazoa; Chordata; Mammalia; Chiroptera; Miniopteridae
Source: RefSeq, a predicted model, not a curated record
CUCUCUACUCCCAGCAGAUGUAUUACUAAGAUAUCAACAGUUCCUCGAUUUGUUUUUAAAAUCCCUUCCUUAUUUUAUAGAGAUGGAAAUAGAACCAAGGACAUUUUUGAUGAAAGACUGCAUCCACUGACACAGGAAGCAGUUCCAGAGGAAAACUUUCAUCAUAAUCCUGAUCUCGAAUCUAUUUACAAGUUCAUUUCGUCUUUUUUCAGUGCCCUAAAGCUAACAGCUGAAUUUUUAAUAACAACUUUGAUUUACUUAGAACGACUUACAGUUUAUGCUGAGAUCGACAUUUGCCCCACGAACUGGAGGAGAAUUGUUCUGGGAGCCAUUCUUCUUGCUGCCAAGUAUUUGCGCGACUGGGUUGUACGGAAUUAUCGCUUCUGCCAAAUCCACCAGGGCAUCACACUCAAGGACAUAAAUGAGCUGGAGACGCAGUAUUUAUUUCUACUCCGGUUUCGUCUGCACGUCUCUGCCAGUGUCUAUGCCAAAUACUAUUUUGACCUUCGGUCCUUAGCAAGUGACCACAAAUUGCCUAAUGAGUUUGCUUGUCUGCGAAAAGAAAGAGCACAGGCCCUGGAGGCCAUUUCCAGAUAUUGUGAAAACAAAAGCCUGUGCAGGGCGGCUGUAAGAAAACCCCGCAGCUGCGAUAACUUUAGUGCUGCGCAGCGGGCCAGUGCCAUCUUAUCUUAAAUGAGGAGUGAGGGGCUGGGACAUGGUGAGCCCCUCAUGUGCCACGAAUGGAGAAAUGUCACCGCUCCUGCUCAGACCCAGCUAAGUGAUUUCCUUUUAGGGGAGAAAUGAGGGGAAUUAACAUGGUCAGCUUCUCAUCUA